Messenger RNA from Symbiodinium natans, 237 nucleotides. NCBI's taxonomy places the organism in Eukaryota, Dinophyceae, Suessiales, Symbiodiniaceae. The record is from the annotation of a GenBank genome assembly.
AUGGAGUUCACUGUGGUGACGGCUGCCAACCUCCCGCCCAAGCCGGUGCUAGCCAUUCAUGUCGGCAACGUGCGUAGGCAGAUCAAGCUGGAGGUCAAUCACCCCUUCGUGCUGCCGGAUCCUGGUGUGAAGCCAGCCCAUGUAGAGGCCCUUUACGAGACACUGCCAGUGCAACGAAGUGUCGUUCGCGUCAUUGAAUCGGCUUUGAGAAGAAAACAUGGAACCACAUUCACCUGA